AUGGUCUCCAGGGGACCCCGCCUCAUGUUCCUGCUGCCCCUUAUCCUGCUGGCCGUUGGCCUGGCCCAGCUCAGCGAAGGAGCCAGCUACCAGCAAUUUGCAAGACAACAUGUCAACAACCCCAAGACCAGUGCCCGCAAUGACCGGAUCUACUGUGAUCUCAUGAUGCAGCGCCGGGGCCUGACCUGCUCUGCCUGCAAACCCACCAACACCUUCAUUGAUACCCCGAUAAACCAGCUCCAAGACAUCUGUAAAUAUGCAGGGACACCCGUUGGUGGUAAUCUCUACAACAGCCACAGAUCUUUCGACAUCACCGUGUGCCGGGUUUUGCCCGGCUCCUACCCAGGGAACUGUAAAUACAGGGCUGCAAUUGGCAACACGAGGAUCUACGUGGGCUGUGAAGAUCGGCUGCCCGUGCACUUAGAGCCAACAUACCUGCUCUGCCCUGGGAGCAUGGGACCCCCCUGUUCCCCACCCCACUUUGCUCAUGGGCAGUCCUCUGUCACUGGGGGCUAUCCUGCCCUGUCUCUUCCCCCCCCCACGGAAAACGCCCGCCAUGAAUCCCCACAGGGAUAUUCAGCAUCUCCUUAUCCCACAGGCCGGCAGCUUGGGGCCUGCAGGGGGAUUUCCCAUUCUGGGGGCCAGUUCCCAUCCAGAUGA
Molecule: messenger RNA, 660 nt
Organism: Terrapene triunguis (Three-toed box turtle)
Lineage: Eukaryota; Metazoa; Chordata; Testudines; Emydidae
Product: ribonuclease-like
Exons: 1
Coding region: 1-660 (219 amino acids)
Molecular function (GO): nucleic acid binding
Source: RefSeq, a predicted model, not a curated record